UGCGUCUGAGACACAAUAUGGUGGUCAAAGUUGUGUAAAUCGAAAUAAAAUAGUGGAUAGAGGGGAACUAAUAUUACUAAAAGCUUUUAAAAGCAAAUUAGGGUAUGAACAAAUGCAGAACAAUUCAUUUUUAAAUCAUAGUAUAUACAGGAGUUUAUAUCCGCCAAGUGGCGGGUAGCUUGCAAGUUGGGUUUAGUAGCCAGUAAAAACGCCAAGGUGGUAACAAACACCCUGGGUGCCUCACAUAGCCAACAACAACAUAUUGGUACUCUAAAGAAGCUUGGUAAAUUCAAAGCUUCAACCACCAAAAGAAUGAAAAAUAAAGGAACUGGGAAGGAAGAAGAAGAAGAAGAUGGAAUUGUAACAGAAAAUAAUGAUGAAGGUAAACCGGAAGCUGUAGAAUCUGUAGAUGCAUCACCUAUGACCAUUCCCACUCCAAGUGCUUCUAGUGAUGAUGCUUUUGCAAUGGAAAAAGAUCUACAUGACCACUGUCGCGCAGAGGGUUCCAUAACGUUUGAUGUAAAAAAUGUUAGCAAGAUUAAAGAUACAGUUUUAAGUGAUCCAGUGUUAAUCAGAAACCUACCUUGGCGAAUCAUGUUGAUGCCUCGAUUUAGUACGAAUCAGAGUGGUGAAAGGGUAAAAAGUGCAGGUAUAUUUGUGCAGUGUGAUCCAGAGGAGGGUUCAUCAUGGUCAUGUCAAGCACAUGCACGAAUUACUUUACGAAACCACAAAGGCGAUGAUUUUACAAGAAAAAUAACACAUGUGUUUUUUGGGAAAGAAAAUGACUGGGGUUAUAGUUCGUUUGUACCAUGGGCAGAUAUUAUUGACUCAAACAAAGGUUAUAACAAGAAUGAUUCCAUUUUCAUUGAAGCUUUUAUCCAGGCAGAAGCUCCACACGGUGUCUUCUGGGAUUCUAAGAAGUUGACUGGUUUUGUUGGCCUGAAAAACCAAGGUGCCACCUGCUACAUGAACUCACUAUUACAGACCCUAUAUUGUACUGAUCAGUUACGCAAGACUGUGUAUCAAAUGCCGACAGAAAACGACGAUCCUAAUAAAAGUGUGGCACUAGCAUUACAGAGAGUUUUUUAUGAACUACAACACAAUGAUAAGUCAGUGGCAACAAAAAAGCUGACCAGAUCUUUUGGGUGGGAAACGUUAGAUAGCUUUAUGCAACAUGAUGCACAGGAACUUUGUCGUGUGUUGUUAGACAACAUGGAAAUGAAAAUGAAAUCUACCGUUGUAGAGGGUACUAUACCACGGUUAUUAGAAGGAAAAAUGAACUCAUAUAUUCAAUGCUUAAAUGUUGACUACCGUUCAGCAAGGGAAGAACCAUUUUAUGAUAUUCAGUUGAACAUAAAAGGGAAAACUGAUGUUAUUGAUUCGUUCACAGAAUAUGUGAAAGCGGAGAUGCUGGAUGGUGACAACAAAUACGAUGCAGGAGAACAUGGCCUACAGGAUGCAAAGAAAGGAGUUAUAUUUCGUCGCUUCCCACCUGUUCUUCAUCUUCAUCUUCUUCGCUUUCAAUACGAUCCUGAAACAGACACGAACUACAAAAUUAACGACAGAUAUGCAUUUCCUGAACAGUUAGAUUUGACUAAAUUUCUCGACCCAUCGGCAAAACAAAACGAACCCGCUCCUAUAUUCACGCUACAUGCUGUACUGGUGCACAGUGGUGAUAACCACGGUGGCCAUUAUGUUGUUUACAUCAACCCAAAAGGUGAUGGGAAGUGGUAUAAAUUCGAUGAUGAUGUAGUGUCACAGGCAAGCAAAAAAGAAGCCAUUGAAAAUAAUUUUGGUGGUUUUGAGGAUGAAGUGGUGAUAAGACAUUGUACAAAUGCUUACAUGUUAUCAUACAUUCGUACUUCAGAAUUAAAAAAUAUUUUGUGUGGUGUGUCGAAAGAAGAUAUUCCGGAACAUUUAGAAACUAAAUUCACUGAAGAGAAAAGAUUAGAAGCGCAGCGAAGAAGAGAAAGAAGCGAAGCUCAUUUAUACAUGGAUGUUCAGGUGCUGACUGAAGAUGCUUUUUCUAUGUGGAAUGGCAACGACUUAUUCAAUCUGGAUGAUGUGAGAUCUGUCAAUUUUCGGAUGUUGAAGAGGGAAAAAUUAAAAGAUGCGACACGUAUAAUUGCAGAAACUUUAGGUUAUACAGCAUCUCAAUGUCGCUUGUGGCCUUUCCAAAAACGAGCAAACAAUACGACUCGUCCCGCGUUAGUCGAAUUGAGAAACGAAGAUAAACGCAGAUUUGAGAGCGUGGAUGAUAUCGAAUUAUAUUACGCCAACGAUCAGGAAACGUUGAUGUUAGCGUAUUUAGAGACACUUGAUGUUCAAUCCGGUCUAGAUAGUUUACCAGACUUUGACAGUAAAAAUGAGAUAAUUUUGUUUUUUAAAUAUUAUAACCCGAGGACUAAAGUGAUGUCGUACUGCGGUCAUGCGUACGUAGACUUAAAGUCGCAGCCAUGUUCGUUAUUUCCGAUGUUGUGUGAACGUGCAGGGUUACCGAAAGGUACAAAGUUGCUGUUUUUCGAGGAAAUAAAGGCAGGUCAGACGGAGAAAACAAAAACAGACAAAAAGUUUGAUGAGGUUGUACAAGAUCUAAUGGAUGGUGAUAUAAUUUGCUUUCAAGCAUAUGAUCCUAAUCUUGCUUUGUACGAAAUUCCAACGCCUGUGGAAUAUUUCAAAGAUUUAUUACAACAAGUCCAAGUGGUGUUUUGCGACAAAGCGAAUUCGAAUGACGUAGGCUUCACUGAAAUACUCAAUCUGAGGAUGACGUAUAAACAGCUUGCUGACGCUGCUGCUGCUUCUCUUGGAGUCGAUCCUAUGAAAAUACAAUUCUUUAAACCACAAAUAUAUCGUGACCAUCCGGGGAAUGCUAUCAAAUGCACUUAUGAAGGACAGCUGAAAGAUAUCUUGGCUGGUGGAAGAAGAGGAGCAAAAAAACUUUAUUACCAAAUACUUACUAUGCCUAUUAACAUACUGGAGAAUAAAAUUCAGUUCAAAUGCGCAUACAUCAACGCUGAAUUAAGGGAUGAGACCGAUCUUGUUAUUCCUGUAGACAAGCUAGGCACUGUAAAAAAUUUAUUAGACGAGGCUUUAAAAUUCGUUCAACCCGUGGACUCUUGUCAACUUCGCUUGGUAGAAAUCUCUUCGAAUAAAAUACAAAGAAUAGUACCGCCAGCCAGUAGUUUAGAUGCCCUGGUCACACAGCCGCAAAGAUCAUAUCGUCUAGAGGAAAUUCCAAGAGAAGAAUUACACGAAGAUAAAAAUUCAAUGCUGGUACCGGUUAUGCAUUUCCAGAAGGAAGCAUAUACCGCUUUUGGUGUUCCAUUUUAUUUAAAAAUUACAGAAGGUGAAACAGUGUUGUCAGUUCAAGAACGAGUUCGAAAGAGAUUAACUCUUCCAGAAAAAGAAUUCGAAAAGAUCAAGUUUUCACUUGUUCAUAUGGGAAAAGUAACUUACUUCCCCGAUGAUCCGAAUCGUCGUUUAACGUUAUCAGACUUUCAAAGUAACGCAACGCAACCUUAUUGGUUAGGGUUGGACCACGUGAACAAAGCACCAAAACGCACGCGAUAUGCAUACACAGAGAAAGCUAUCAAAAUCCAUAAUUAAUAAAUGCCCCGGCUGGAACCUUGUAUGCACCAACACUGAGUACGGCAAGUUGACAGUGGUGGUUUCAAAGAAUGACUUUUCUACAACAGCUAUAACGAAAAUGAUGGAUGCGAAUCCGUGAUAAAAUAGCACCUGCCAAAGUUACCCAAACAAUGGACGAUAUUAAAAAAAUGUGAAAAUUUUUUUACCUGUAAUGUAGAAUUUUUAAGGCGACAGAAAUUCCGCUGGUAGCCCAAAGAAAAUCUUGAAAUUCUUCCAUGUACAAAAAACAUAUUCUUUGAAAUUGUUACGUUAAAUACUUUUUUAAGGAAGAGCGUCAACAAGGAUUUUAUAAUAAAACAGAUUUUUUUUGUAGUAUAUCGAACGUUCUUUGUUCACUGUUCAAAAAAACUUUUAUAAAGUGUAUUGUGGAAAAUUAUUACUACAAAUAAAAGAAGUCAUUUUAAAA
Molecule: messenger RNA, 4054 nt
Organism: Hydractinia symbiolongicarpus
Lineage: Eukaryota; Metazoa; Cnidaria; Hydrozoa; Anthoathecata; Hydractiniidae
Product: ubiquitin carboxyl-terminal hydrolase 7-like
Exons: 36
Coding region: 313-3606 (1097 amino acids)
Biological process (GO): regulation of protein stability; protein deubiquitination
Cellular component (GO): cytosol; nucleus
Molecular function (GO): cysteine-type deubiquitinase activity; protein binding; cysteine-type endopeptidase activity
Source: RefSeq, a predicted model, not a curated record